Rhinolophus ferrumequinum (greater horseshoe bat) is the source of this 1933-nucleotide messenger RNA. RefSeq names its product pentraxin 3 (gene PTX3). The record is from RefSeq and is a predicted model, not a curated record. Gene Ontology annotation, molecular function: complement component C1q complex binding. NCBI's taxonomy places the organism in Eukaryota, Metazoa, Chordata, Mammalia, Chiroptera, Rhinolophidae. Gene Ontology annotation, biological process: innate immune response. The transcript has 3 exons. Bases 177 to 1322 code for a protein of 381 amino acids.
CGGCAUUACUCAUUCAUCCCCAUUCUGGCUUUCCCAGCGUUUAUUAAGGGCUCUGGGCUCCUGCCUCUCUCACUCUCACUCUCCUCUGCUCAAACUCAGCUCACUGGAGAGGCUCUCGCUUGGUCCCCGCCUGCCAGCGGUGGGAAGUCACGGAAGAACUUUGUCUCUCUCCAGCAAUGUAUCUCUCUGCGAUUCUAUUUUGUGUUCUCUGGUCUGCAGUGCGCGCCGAGAACUCCGAUGAUUAUGAGCUCAUGUAUGUGAACUUGGACAACGAAAUAGACAAUGGACUCCAUCCCACUGAGGACCCCACGCCGUGCGACUGCCGUUCGGAGCACUCCGAGUGGGACAAGCUCUUCAUCAUGCUGGAGGACUCGCAGAUGAGGGAGGGCAUGCUGCUGCAGGCCACCGACGACAUCCUGCGGGGCGAGUUGCGAAGGCUGCGGGAGGAGCUGGGCCGGCUGACCCACAGCCCGCAGAGGCCGUGCGCACCCGCGGCCCCCGCGGAAGCCAGGCUCGCCCGGGUGCUGGCUGAGCUGCUGCAGGAGAGCCGCGACGCGAGCCGCAGGCUGGCGCUCCUUGAGGGGGCUAAAGCGCAGCGCCCGGAGGAGGCGGGGCGCGCCCUGGGCGCCGUGCUCGAAGAGCUGCGGCAAACGAGAGCGGACCUCCGCGCCGUGCAAGGAUGGGCGGCCCGGCGCUGGCUGCCGGCAGGUUGUGAAACAGCAAUUUUAUUCCCAAUGCGUUCCAAGAAGAUUUUUGGAAGUGUGCAUCCGGCAACACCAAUGACGCUGGAGUCUUUUAGUGCCUGCAUUUGGGUCAAAGCCACAGAUGUGUUAAACAAAACCAUCCUGUUUUCCUAUGGCACCAAGAGGAAUCCAUAUGAGAUCCAGCUGUACCUCAGCUAUCAGACCAUAGUGCUCGCAGUGGGUGGAGAGGAGAACAAACUGGUGGCCGAUACUGUAAUUUCCCUGGGAAGGUGGACCCAUCUGUGUAGCACCUGGGAUUCAAAGAAAGGGCGCAUGUUCUUGUGGGUAAACGGUGAGCUGGUGGCUACCGCUGUCGGGAUAGCCACAGAUCACAUUGUUCCCGAAGGAGGAAUUCUGCAGAUUGGCCAAGAAAAGAAUGGCUGCUGUGUGAGUGGUGGCUUUGAUGAAACAUUAGCCUUUUCUGGAAGACUCACAGGCUUCAAUAUCUGGGAUCAUGUUCUCAGCAAUGAAGAGAUCAUAGAGGUGGGAGGGGCAGAGUCUUGUCACAUCCGGGGAAAUGUUGUUGGGUGGGGGGUCACAGAGAUUCAGCCGCACGGAGGAGCUCAGUACAUUUCAUAAGGAUUGUGAAACUCUACUUGAAGCCAAAGAAAGAAACUCACAUUUUAAACAUAUGCCAGUUGGAAAGGUCUAAAACCCUUAGUGCAUAUUAAGAACACUUGAGACUAAUGAAGGAGAGAAUUGAGAUCAAUAUUUAUCUUGGCAAAAUACUGAAUAAACAGUUGAGAGAAGACAUCAGAGAAGGCUUUUGAGGAUAUUGUUACUAGACUUUAUGCCAUGGUGCUUUCAGAUUAAUGCUGUGUCUUUGUCAGAUAAACUCUCAAAUAAUUCAAAAGGACUGUGUUGUUGAACAGAAGGAAAAUUGUUUUACUUUUCUUUGGUUAAUUUGGUUUUGGCCAGAGAUGACUUUUACAUUGGAAGGAUAAUAAAAUUACGUUUGUUGUCCAUUGUUCUUUGUUACUGGCAUGUACCUUAUUAUAAAAAAAUGAUGAUGAGACAUAUUUAUACUAGACUGUGACUUAACAAAUACAAAUGUAGUUUAUGUGUUACAAUUGCGUGUCACUUUUUUGAGAAGAUAGUUAUAUAAGUUAUAUUGUAAAAUGGUUUUGUAUUAAUUUUAUUAAGACUAUUUUUGUAAAGCUCUACUGUAAAUAAAAUAUUUUAUAAACCUA